Pestalotiopsis fici W106-1 is the source of this 876-nucleotide messenger RNA. RefSeq lists its product as uncharacterized. The record is from RefSeq and is a predicted model, not a curated record. Lineage: Eukaryota; Fungi; Ascomycota; Sordariomycetes; Amphisphaeriales; Sporocadaceae. Bases 1 to 876 code for a protein of 291 amino acids. The transcript has a single exon. Gene Ontology annotation, molecular function: hydrolase activity.
AUGUCUUGCCCUGAUUGCUUUGCCGGCUCGGCAUGGCGAGCACAACCUACUGGGACAUUAACGACAGUCCACGGUGUUCGCACCUAUGUCGCUCGUGGCGCGUCGCCGCACCAGGGGGGAACAACCAUCGUUUUGAUCACGGAUGCCUUUGGCUUCAAUCUCGCAAACAGCCAAUUGUUGGCAGAUGUCUAUGCCGCAUCGACGGGCUUUUGCGUUCUCGUCCCCGAUAUUAUCCCCGGAGGCGGGGUUCCCUUGUACUCUUUGGACCUCAUGAAUUCAGUGCGGAAACCCGUUGCAUGGUGGAAUGUCUGGGGCCAGCUCGUGCGAAUCUCAACUGUGGUGCGCAUGUUGAGCAUCUUCAUUCCGUUCGCGCGGCGGACUAGGAAUGUAUAUCCUCAUAUACUUGCCUACACGCGUGCGGUGCGAGCUGGUCUAGAGUCGGGCAAGAAAUUGGGCGUCGCCGGGUUUUGUUGGGGCGCAAUGCACACCAUGCAACUGAGUGCAGAGAGCGUGGCUACGGAGAACGAUGCAAAUCAACAUCAAGAGCCUCUAGUCCAUGCGCAAUUUGUGGCUCAUCCAUCUGGGCUGAAACCGGCGGCCAUGAUUCAGUUCCUGUCUCGUUUUUCUGUGCCCGUCUCCAUCGCCGUUGGUGAUGAGGAUAUAAUACUGCCCAAAGAGAGUGCCGCUGAGCUCGAGGCAGGAUUGCGAAAGUUCUACCCAGUGGAUGAGCAACCCUCUCGCUUGGAAAUCAAGAUGUACAGCAAUUGCGGCCAUGGAUUUGCUGUACGUGCAGACCGCAGUAAAGAGGUAGAAAAUGAGUCAGCAGACUUGGCUGCUGCGCAAGCAUCCGAGUGGUUUAGAACGUUCCUCGCGUAG